ACCAUAACCUUUUGCUCUGCUUGAACACUUGUAAACUGUUGACCUUGCUUAAUAUGAAUUUUGUAAACUGUUGACCUUGCUUAAUAUGGAAACAUCUUGUAAACUGUAAACUGUUUUGUAAACUGUAAACUGAUUUUGUAAACUGUAAACUGUUUUUUGUAAUAUGUGUUGUUUUAGUAACAUUUUGUCCUUCAAUAUUUUGUUGAAGGAUGACCACUUUAAUUGAUGAGGAUCCAUUCUUCACCACAUUGUUGGAAAGUGGUGAGGGUGGUAUAAACAACCCUAUUGUGGAGGCUGCUUUCGUUGAUGUCCAAGCGACACAACCUCAACGGGAAAAAAGAGCACCUAAACAUAAAUCCCAGCGGGGUGUGUCAUUUACUAUUGAGGAAGAUACGCUCCUCAUUUCAGCUUGGCUUAACGUUAGUAUAGAUUCCAUAUGGGGGACUGACCAAACCUCCACACAAUUGUGGAGUAGAAUUUAUGAUUACUACUCCACUUAUAAAAAACCUAACAGUCAAGAACGAUCUGUACCAUCGUUGACCAAUCGGUGGUCAACCAUUCAAAAAUGUGUCAAUAAAUUUUGUGGUUCUAUGGCUCAAGUUGAAGGAAUGCAUCCAAGCGGUGCAACCGAGCUAGACAAGAUUGACAAGGCAAAAAUUUUGUAUCGAGAGACCCAAAAAACCAACUUCACCUUGGAUCAUUGUUGGAAUCUUUUAAAGAACCAACCGAAAUGGCAAACACACAUGGAGACCGUAAGAAGAAGAGACAAUGUCUCACGUUCAGGUAGUACUCCAAACUCAAUACAAUUAGGGGACCCAAUGGAAAAUGUGCCCGUGGAGUGUGAGAGACCUCCGGGAAAAAAGGUUGAAAAAGAAAGAGAGAAAAAAAGAAAAAGUAGGGAAAGAGAAGAUAAAGAAUUUAGUGAGGCCUUAAAGGAAAUGACAGAUGAUAGGAAGAUUCUAAUGUUAGAGAGAAAAGAAAGCUUAAUGAGGGUAGAAAACCGCAAUGCUGAGUUAUUGGAAAUUAAGAAGAAAAAUGUUGAAAUGGAAAUUAAGGCUCAAGAAGAAAGAUCUAUGAUAUUAGCUGAAAAGAAGAGAAAAAAUGAUAUGGAAAUAAUGAAAUUGGAUAUUGGGUCUAUGAAUUCUGUGCAGCAAGAGUAUUUCCAUAAUCUUCAAAUGGAAAUUCUUGAGGAACAAAGAAAUAAGGCCUAGGAUGGUACAUAGUUGUCUUUUUUGUUUUGUGCAGUUUUUGAAUGUGUAUUUAAAACAGCCUUGGUGACAUUGUAAAUUCUGGUUUAUAUACUACUGGUUGCUAUGAACACCAAACCCUUUUUUGUACCUCUCUUUAUGGGGAGAUUGUUUUGUUGGUGGUUGGUGGUGGGUGGGAACACUUUGUUGGAUGAAUUUUGUUGUGGGUGGGAUAUUGUUGUAUUGUUUGCUGCUUGUUGGUGCUGGAGUCACUGGAGGACCCAAUGGCAAGACUGUUUUUGUGGCUGCUAAAGGGUGCUGGAGGGUGCUGGAGCUGCUGAGGGUGCUGGAGGGUGCUGGAAAUGCAGUUAUUUUCUGGUUGCUGAAUUUCAUAUAUGCUGAAUUUGUUGGUUGCUGAAUUUGUAUAAAAAUCAACUUUUUGCAACUUGUAUUAAGUUGAUUUUGAUACAUAGAAUUAGUCAUAUGUAAAUUCUGAAGUUGAUAUUAGUCAAAUGUAAUCUGAAGUUGAUAUUAGUCAGAAAUUAUUAUAUAUAGAAUGCUGGAAAUUUGGAUGCAUGAAAGGGUGGUAUGGA
Carya illinoinensis is the source of this 1780-nucleotide messenger RNA. RefSeq names its product glutathione S-transferase T3-like. Bases 210 to 1211 code for a protein of 333 amino acids. The record is from RefSeq and is a predicted model, not a curated record. Lineage: Eukaryota; Viridiplantae; Streptophyta; Magnoliopsida; Fagales; Juglandaceae. The transcript is spliced from 2 exons.